Messenger RNA from Elgaria multicarinata webbii, 4469 nucleotides. It is a transcript of the gene SLC2A9, whose product is annotated as solute carrier family 2 member 9. Gene Ontology annotation, biological process: monosaccharide transmembrane transport. The coding region runs from base 97 to 1626 and encodes 509 amino acids. Gene Ontology annotation, molecular function: hexose transmembrane transporter activity. Lineage: Eukaryota; Metazoa; Chordata; Lepidosauria; Squamata; Anguidae. Gene Ontology annotation, cellular component: plasma membrane. The transcript has 12 exons. The record is from RefSeq and is a predicted model, not a curated record.
AAAUGGCAAUAUUCAGAAACCAGUGGAAUAACAAUUUAGUCUGUCAGGACUCUUAAAGUGGCCAUUGUGGAACAAAGAAACUUCAAAUGUACAUUGAUGGACUGGUCUGCUAGUCUUGUUGUUGCUUCUUUGGCUGGAGCCUUUGGGUCCUCCUUCCUCUACGGUUACAACCUUUCUGUAGUGAAUGCUCCGGCAGUGUUUAUCAAGAAGUUUUACAAUGAAAGUUGGGAAAGAAGCUAUAACCAUUCAAUAACAGAAGAAUCAGUUACCCUGCUUUGGACUAUAUCUGUUUCUAUUUUUGCGAUUGGUGGACUUGUGGGUGCUUUGAUUGUUACUCCAGCUGUGAAAUAUUUUGGCCGAAAACGUACACUGCUGCUAAAUAAUGUAUUUGCCAUUGUGGCUGCAUUGCUGAUGGCAUUCUCUCAACUGGCAGGAAUCUUCGAAAUGAUUAUUCUGGGCCGAUUCAUAAUGGGCAUUGAUGGAGGUGUAUCUCUGAGUGCCCUCCCAAUGUAUUUGAGUGAAAUUUCUCCCAAGGAGAUCCGUGGUUCAUUAGGGCAAAUUACAGCAAUCCUCAUCUGUGUAGGUGUCUUCACUGGUCAGGUUUUGGGACUACCCGAGAUAUUUGGGAAGGAAUCCAUGUGGCCCUACUUAUUUGGAAUGAUCAUUGUCCCUUCAGUCCUCCAAAUUGGGGUCUUGCCUUUUCUUCCAGAAAGUCCUCGCUUCCUCUUGCUUGAAAAACAUGACACAAAAGCAGCAGAAAAAGCAUUUCAGACCUUCCUUGGGAGAACUGAUGUGUCAUAUGAGAUAGAAGACGUUCUGGAAGAGAGUCGAGUGCAGCGAAACAUCAAAGUGGCUUCUAUCUUUCAGCUUUUGUGCGAUAGCAGUAAGCGAUGGCAGAUCCUGACUGUAAUUGUAACCAUGGCCUGCUACCAACUCUGCGGCCUUAAUGCUAUUUGGUUCUACACAAAUGACAUUUUCAAGGGAGCUGGGCUAAGUCCAGAAAUGAUCCCAUAUGUUACCUUAAGCACAGGAGCUGUUGAGAUCUUGGCUGCUGUUUUCUCAGGCUUAGUGAUAGAACGAGUUGGACGUAGGCCUCUUCUGAUCGGAGGAUUUAGCUUGAUGGUUCUGUUCUUUGUAAUACUUACUGUGUGUAUGACUUUGCAGACUCAAGCAAUGUGGCUUCGAUACCUAAGUAUAGUCUGCAUUCUUGCAAUAAUUGCAUCAUUUUGCAUUGGACCAGGUGGGAUCCCAUUUGUCUUAACAGGGGAGUUCUUUCCACAGUCUCAACGGCCAGCUGCAUUUAUGAUUGCUGGGAUAAUAAACUGGCUUUCUAACUUUGCAGUUGGACUUCUGUUCCCUUUUAUUCAGAAAGCUUUGCAGACAUACUGUUUCCUGGUGUUUGCUGCCGUCUGUCUUAUCGGAGCCACUUUCCUUUGUUUUGUUUUGCCUGAAACAAAAAACAAGACUCUGGCUGAAAUCAACCAGGCAUUUGCCAAGAAGAAGAAGGUGGCUCUAGAAGUGCGUGAAAUGGAUCAGUUUGGAGCCAAUAGGAAACCAAGUGAAGAACAUGAACCAAACUUGUCUUCUACACUGGAGAAUGGAAAAGCCCAAAGCAGAAUAGUCUAAAAACUAUUUUUCAAUAAUAAGCUCCAAUAGCUCAGAGUUUCAGAGUACAAAUGCCACAUUGCCAGCAGUCUGUGCAUUGCCAGCCUGGAUGCCCGGCACUCUCCAACCUAGCCAGGAAUAGCAUUGGCCAAGGAUGUGGUUUAUCAUUAGACUGUCGAUUUGUUUGCAUCAAAAUUGUAUUGUUAGCUUCAGUUGAAUCAUAGCGAUAUAAAACUGGAAUAAUUGUAGCAGAUUGAUCCUAUCUGGAAACCACUAAUGGUUUGGAGCUGGAACUAGGUACUUCUUCUACAUUCUGUUAUUUCCGUUAUUUUUUCUAUUAUUUUAAUUACUUUUUGUCUGCACUCAACUUGUUCAUUUAUUUGAGGUUUGUAUUGCUUUAGUGUUGGGAGUUAAAAACACCCACAGUAUGAUUGGAUUUGUGCCUUGAUUAGGAAUGUGCAUCCAGUGCGUUAAAACUUCUGAAUCCUUUUAAAACCACUGGAGCAAUUAACAUUUCUGUAAUAAUGCUGUUGAGGGGUAAAUGCAAUGAGAUAAAUACAUUUCUGAGUUGGGUAAUAUAUAAGCCUCAGUUAAAACCAACGUGUAGCCUCCUUUUCAGCUUCGUAAAGGCUAACAGACCUGUGAGAAAACUGGGGGUGGCGUAUAAGGGAUUGCAGUGAACCCUUUAAAUCUCCAUGGCUCUGUGGAGCUGCCCAACCUUUAAUUGGUGUUGGUGUUGGCCAAAGCCAUGUCCCCUUCAGCUACCAACCCCCCUAUUCCAAUGGCUUGUAGCUGAUAACGUAGCGUUUCCCUUAUUGGGCUCCAGUGGCCCACUUUCAAUUAUUGUGGUGGUCUGUGGAAGGCUAUUUCCCCCCAGCUCAGAGUAUUGGUGAGUUCUGUUUCCCCACAGCUAACAUACUGUGCUGCGCUUCACCCAGCGCUGCUUGAUAUUUGCACGUGAGGCCCGCUCUCCCACCACAUAUUGCCUGAGGGUUGACAUGCAGCUGUCAGAAGCAAUCCAGAUAGUUCAGGCAGAGAGAGAGAAGGAAACAAGUUGGGUUUCAUGAUUCCUGCUUGUAGAUUGGCGGCUUCAUAGGUUUCUAAGAACCAAAAUAAUUAUUAAGUUUGGCAGUUGAUAAUGUAUAGCAAACAUUUCAGCUAUUAAAAAUCAAUAAAACCAUUUUAAAAAUGAAGGGCACGCUAGCCUCAGUAUGAGUUUUAAUAUCCUUUAUAACCAAAUCCACAAAUAUGUGCAAUGACGUUUGAAUAGAGGCGGGGGUUCCUACGGACCAAUAUGCCAGCCAAUGUUUUCUUCACCACUGUUUCCUUAUCUUGAAUAAUGAUAAUAAAAGCUUAGAGUAACUCAUUCCUGGAAAGGAAACUCCUAGGUUCAUAACUAGCCAUGUAGUAUUGCUGGUUAAAGGUAGGACUUUAAAAGGAUCAGAAAUUGGGCAGAUUGAGAGUUUAGCAAUUCGGUUUGAGCUUGAAGGCCGUGAGUUGUAGAAUUUUGAAGGAAUGGAAUAUUGAGGUGAAAGAGAAUUGGUCUGCUUGUGCCUCUUACAAUAUCUUGGAGGGGUGCUUGGAGUGGAAGGGGGCACUAUGAGGUAUAAAAACUCUUCUCACAGAGACAUCCUCAUGGAGUUCCAUCACACCUAUAUUUCCCCUGGUUUGCCUCCGCAUUUUUUACCCCUCUUUUCAUUUGUUUGCUAUCCCGCUGCUCUUGUGCCUGCCCCGCCCCUUCUCUCCAGAACCACCAGUAUCCUGGUCAUGUAGCAAGCUGAGCCCCCAGCCGCCAAACUGAGCCCUUUCACACUGGGAGAAGGUCGCAAGAGGGUAAUCGUUUUUUUAAAAGGUGUUCCUUUCCCCUUCCUGAAGCAUUCCCCUUCCUCUAUGUUAUUUGAGAAUACAGUGUUACAAGCUGGGUGGAGCCCUAAAGUGGAAGCUGUUCUGUAGGAGUCUAAGAAUAUACUGAAACAUUUUGUUGAAAGUUAUCACGUGUUAUUUCUUAUGUGAACCAUUACAUGAGAAUGGAACUAACAGAGUUGAGAGAAUGUCAAGUAUAAACUCCUUUUUUGUGAACCACUAAUUUGGGGGAAAUGAAUUAGUCUGUGAUAGUACAUGUUAGAUCAGUAGUCUUCAAGCUUUUCAGACCUGUGACCCAUACUUAGACCAAACAUGCAUUUGGAGAUUCACUUCUGCUGUUACUUUAGACUAGACUGCAGUCCAGUAGUGGACCCAGCCAACCAGUUGAAGAUCAGUAUAGGAGGACACACUCUCAUUUACCAACUGCAGCAGAGAAUUCAGUACAGUGGUUCAAUUUUACUGGAAAUGCCUUCCUUUAAAGACUCUCACAGUGUCCCAAUCAUCCAGUGUUCCUGGGGAGCUGUCAGCCUACAGCUUUACAAUUUCCAUUCCCAUCCUUGUGCUGCUGUAAUUUCAGUAAGAUGAGAAGAAUAAGCAUUCAAGAAUAUGCCAUCGUUAUUCUUAUUAGACGUUGUUAAUGGUUUUCAAUGGAACCAAUGUCUUGGAUCCGGAUUAACUGUUUUAAUUGGAUCUACUCUAAGUAUGUCACUGUCUGGACUGAACCCAAUGAAUGUUUUGCUUCUGUUAAGAUAUGUUUCAAUAAAUGCUUAGGUUGCAAUCCUACACCUGUUUAUCUGGGAGUAAGCACUACAUAAGGAUUGUAUUGUUAGAAUUGGAUAACUGUUUUUGGUCUAGACUUUUGUUUAGUCUUUUCAGUAGCUUUCAGGCCAUUCAUGAACCAACUAAAACUGCAAUACUUGAAUCCAACAAUGAUGGGGUAAAUAUAUGACAAAUAAUAUGAAUGUAAUGGACAACUGAAUAAAGUAUUGCUGCUAAUUUUA